AUGGCCACCGAAAAGAGAGACAUCACCGCCCUCAUCCGUCAGUCGCCCCCCAUCGACGUGAGCAAGCCCUAUGACCCGGCCACUCUCAAGGGCAAGACCAUCCUCAUCACGGGCGGCGCCAAUGGCCUCGGAGCUCACAUGGUCCGUGAAUGGGCCUCGCACGGCGCUCACGUCGUCAUUGGCGAUGUCGCUGAUGCUGCCGGUGAGGACCUCGUCGCCGCUCUGAGGACCUCAUACCCCGACUCGACCUUUGCCUUUCAGCACUGCGAUGUCACCGACUGGGAAUCGCAGGUCAGCCUCUUCGAGACGGCCGUCCGUGUGAGCCCCCAUGGUGGCAUCGAUGUCGUCGUCCCCAACGCCGGCAUCAUCCUCCCCGGUCACUCGAUGAAGUUUGAGGCUCCGGUCCUUAAGGACGGCCGAAUUCCCAAGCCCAACAUGGCUACCUUUGAUGUCAACAUUGUAGGGGCCACCUACACUACUCACCUCGCCUUCUACUGGCUUCCCAAGAACGAGGUGUCCGAGGGCCGUGACCGCUGCCUCCUCCUCAUCGGCUCCCUUGCGUCUCUGUGCCCCUUCCCGGGCCAAUGCUACUACACCAUGAGCAAGCAUGCGAUCCUCGGCCUGUUCCGCACUCUGCGCGCUACUUCCUGGCGACAGGGCAUCCGCGUCAACAUGAUCGCCCCCUACUACACCUCCAAGUCCAACAUGCUCAAGCCCGAGGUUGAAGCCAUGUUCCUCUCAGGCACGGCAGGCGGCGCAGAGAUUGAGGAUGUCAUCGACGCUGCCACCCGGCUCGUCGCCGACGAGGCUGUCAAGGGCCGCGCCCUCUGUGUUGGGCCCAAGCUUCGCACCGUCGACGUCAAGGUUGUCGAGGACGAGGACGAGCUCAUGGUUGUUGGUGAGAUUGAGGGUGGCGGCAAGGGGAGGGCCGUGUGGGAGUGCUAUGCUGAGGACUAUUCCAACGCCGACGCCUUUGUCAAGCGCUUCGUGCUGCUGCUCAACGCGGCUGAGAAGGUCAAGGGGUGGUUCGGAGUACUGAGUGACAUUUGGGGCAUCUUCCGACGCAAGUGA
This is a messenger RNA of Fusarium keratoplasticum, 1071 nucleotides long. RefSeq lists its product as uncharacterized. Bases 1 to 1071 code for a protein of 356 amino acids. The transcript has a single exon. NCBI's taxonomy places the organism in Eukaryota, Fungi, Ascomycota, Sordariomycetes, Hypocreales, Nectriaceae. The record is from RefSeq and is a predicted model, not a curated record. Gene Ontology annotation, molecular function: oxidoreductase activity.